AUGCCAUCAGCCAAUUCCAGCCAUAUGGUUCGCAUCGUCGAAGUCGGGCCCCGUGAUGGCCUGCAAAACGUGAAGGAAAUUAUUCCGACAGCCACCAAGGUCGAGCUUAUUAGAAAGCUAUGCGCGACGGGGCUUCAAAAUAUCGAGGUCACCUCCAUGGUCAGCCCCCGUGCUGUGCCCCAGCUCGCAGAUGGCAAGGCCGUGCUCGAGGAUACCCAAGUCCAACAACUUUUACAAAUACAUCCCCAAACCAGAGCGCCUGUUCUUAUUCCAAAUAUCAAAGGCCUAGAUAUAGCGAUGCAAUACGGCGUCAAGGAAGUUGCAGUCUUUGUGAGCGCCUCAGAGGGCUUCAGUCAAGCCAACAUCAAAUGUAGCGUGCAGCAAGGUCUUGACAAUAGUCGCAAGGUUGCUGAGAGGGCACUAUCUCACGGGAUUUCCGUGCGUGGCUAUGUGUCCUGCAUCUUUGCAUGUCCCUUUGACGGGCCUACACCUCACCAGGCGGUGCUGCACUGCGUGAAAGAGUUACUAGACAUGGGUUGCUAUGAAAUCAGCCUGGGCGAUACCACUGGUGUUGGCGCCCCUACACAGGUGCGCAGCCUCGUUUCGUUUCUGACCGAGGCAGGUAUCCCAGUGGGAAAACUGGCAGGACACUUCCACGAUACAUAUGGUCAAGCCAUGGCAAAUGUCUGGGCGGCGUACCACUGCGGCGUACGCGUAUUUGAUAGCAGCGUCGCCGGACUUGGAGGUUGCCCAUACGCGCCCGGUGCCAAGGGCAAUCUGGCGACCGAAGACUUGGUAUACUCGCUGCACACGGCCGGAAUCGACACUGGGGUAAACCUAUCGCAACUUGUCGACGUAGGGGCCUGGAUUUCUCAGCAGCUUUCUGCUCCCAACUCUAGCCGGGCAGGCAAUGCGCUUCGGGCGGCCCAAAGCACCGCCAAAUCUCGCGACAUGCCGUCUGUUGAAAGCCUGCAAUGGACGCAGAAACCAGCAGACAGGGGCAUCCAAGUAUUCAGGAGUGGCACAAAUCUCAAGCUCGUUUUAAACCGCCCCCAAAAUGGCAACGCUCUCACAGUCGCCAUGAUGGAACAACUCACCAAGAUUUUUGAGGCUGCAAAAUCCGAUCAAACCAUUACACGAAUCGCAAUAACCGCCAAGGGCAAGUAUUUCUGCACUGGUAUGGAUCUGGGCAGGGGCAGCUCGCCAGUUGCCAAAGGCGGUGCAACGACAGACGCACAAUUCAACCGCUUGACACGUCUUUUUGAGGCCAUUGACCACGCGCCGCAAGUUACUCUCGCCCUCGUGCAAGGUCCAGCCUUUGGCGGCGGCGUAGGUCUCGCGUUUGCGUGCGAUAUUCGUCUGAUGACCGCCGCGGCGAGCAUCAAGCUUACCGAGGUGCGGCUCGGCCUUGCGCCGGCCACCAUAUCGAAAUACGUGAUCCGAGAACUUGGCGUUUCGUUUGCGCGCGAAGCUAUGCUUUCCGCUCGCUCAGUUACCGCAAAGGAACUCGUACAAUUAGGCAGAAUUGCUACGGUUGUUGGGCCGGACGUAAAUCCACAGGACGCUCUUGAUGCUUACUUGAUUGGCCUAAAGCAUUGCGCACCGCGGUCCUCGUCAUUGACCAAAGAGCUGGUAAGACUGGCUUGGGAGGAUGGCGGAGGCGGUAGCAAACAGGCUGAUGGCAUCCGUCGAGUCUUUGACGACAUGAUGCUUCCGGACAGUGAGGCGGCUUAUGGACUGGAGCGGUUUCAGGCUGGCAUAAAGGAUAUCGAUUGGGAUAGAUAUACCUUGGGCAAAGCCCUGGCCAAGUCUAGACUGUAA
Molecule: messenger RNA, 1821 nt
Organism: Metarhizium brunneum ARSEF 3297
Lineage: Eukaryota; Fungi; Ascomycota; Sordariomycetes; Hypocreales; Clavicipitaceae
Gene: HMGCL
Product: Hydroxymethylglutaryl-CoA lyase
Biological process (GO): ketone body biosynthetic process; L-leucine catabolic process
Molecular function (GO): acyltransferase activity, transferring groups other than amino-acyl groups; hydroxymethylglutaryl-CoA lyase activity
Source: RefSeq, a predicted model, not a curated record